Paramecium primaurelia is the source of this 5270-nucleotide messenger RNA. Lineage: Eukaryota; Ciliophora; Oligohymenophorea; Peniculida; Parameciidae. The record is from the annotation of a GenBank genome assembly.
AUGUUUUAAUAAUUUUUAAACUGUUUCAAAAAUAAAUCAGCAAAGGAUGGUUCAAAAGAGUAUGAGAAAGAUGUGCUUUCAUCAGUACUUGAUAUUAUACCAAAUUACUAAAGUAAAUUAGGAUUUAAGUUUUAGACAAAAGAGGAGAUACCACAGCUGCUGAGAUUCGGAAAUAGGUAAAUUAGUCAGAUAAUCCUAAAGAAUCAAAUGAGAAUCUGAUAAAAUAUGAUGAUGAUGAUAAUCCUUAUUGUAGAUUUUCAUUAGAUUAUUUUGCUUUAAACAAUAGGUUUCGAGUUUUUUGUAUUUAAAUCUGUUAAUCCAAACUAUUUUAAUGGAUUCAUUCUCUAUUAGUAAUUAUUUUAAAUAACUUUAGUCAAUUAUAGUAGUAUGUGUAUUAAUUGUUAAGCCUUAUAAUAAUGAAGAUAGUGGAUUAAAUAUUUCUAUAUCAAGCGGAGUGAUAAAUGGAAUAAUUAUUUCAUGUGAUGUAAUUUUUAGCAUUUAAAUUGUGAUAUCAAUAAUUUCUUAUGGGUAAUGAGUUAAGUUUAAAAUUUAGAAUGUGGAAUUGCAAAUAUGGAUAUUACAAAGACCCUUAUGCAUUUAUAAAUAGUAUAUGUUUAUUAUUUGCCUUGAUUUUACGACAAUCCUACUUAUACAUAUUUAGAGCAUUAUUUUUAGUGGAUUUUAUAGUUUAGACCAAAUAUUUCUAAAUUGUAAAGAAAUUAAGUAAUACAGUAAAACAUGCAUUAAUGAUGACAGCCUAUGUCAUAAUAAUAAUUACUUUAUUCACUUAUAUCUAUGCUACUAUGGGAGUUCAAAUAUGGAGUGAUUAAUUGCAUUAAUAUUGUGUAAAAGAUGGAUAGAUUGACGCUUAUCCAGCUAGAUUAUGUGGAAUGGGUAGAAAAUGUUCAGAUGGAUAUGUAUGUUAAAGUGGAUAUUUUCAUUAACCAUUUACAUAAUAUGAUUAUAUUUCCUUUGAUGAAAUACCAAAUGCUUUACUUACUUUGUUUAUUUGUCAUUUUAUUGAAGGUUGGGUAGAAGUGUAAUAAAAUUUAGCAGAUUCAUUUAAUAAAUAUGUUAGUUCAAUCUUUCUAUGGUCUUAUAUUAUAAUUGGAACUUUCUUUUUAUAAAACCUAUUAGUAGCAAUUCUUUUAAAUUAAUAUUAAAUGGAUUAGUAAGUUGAAGAAAUACCAAAAAUUAAAAUAAAGAGUUAAACAAAAAUUCAAAUUAUUAAUGAGAGACGUAGAACAUAUUUUUUAACUCCUGGUCAUUUAAGUAAGAGCAAAUAAAGAGCUCUUUAAUUGAUAUAAAAUUAACAUAAAAAAUCAGGAUAGAGAUCAUAAUUAAAAAUAAAAGUUAAAUAAAUUAUAUCAUCUAAUUAUGUUAAAUAUUUUUAUUCACUAUUAUUUAUAACAAAUUUAAUCUUAUUUUCAUUAAAUGAUGAAUCAGCAUAUCAUAAUAAUUUUGAGAAUAAAAUUACAAUAAUUAAUUUAGUAUUUCUAUUGAUAUAUAUUAUGGAAGAUAUAGCAAGAAUAUAUGUUUGGAAAUAAAAAGAAAAUAAAUAUACUUUGCUUUUAGAAUUUAUAAUAGAUUUUAUAAGCAUAAUUAUUUAAGUUAAUGAUAUGACUAAUCCAUUUGUACUUAAUGCAUUUAAAGGUUUAAGAUUAUUAUGGUUCUUCAAUACAUAAACAAGUUGGUCAAACUAUAAAGUGUUAUUAUAAGCAUUAUAAAAAUCUUUUGUCAAUAUACCUAAAUUAAUUUUGGUGUUCUUAACAUAUAUGAUAGUUAUAGGAAUAUUAGGAAGAGAAUAUUUUGCUGGAUCUUUAGCCUUUAAUGAAUUAGGAAAUUAUGAUAAAUAAGGUAAAUAUUUACCAAGAGCAAAUUUUGAUAGUAUUAGAAAUACAGUAUCCUCUUUAUUUAUAAUAAUAUGUUCUGAUCAAUGGUAGAAUAUAUUUUACACAACUCUAGAAACAAAAUCUUGGAUACCUUAUCCAUUUUUUAUUUUGGUUUUAAUUUUAUGCAGAUUCUUCAUUUUAUCUUCAUUUUUAACUAUAAUGCUUGAUAAUUAUGAAGAAGCUAAAAAUGAAGCUGAUAAAUCUAAAGCUAGAGCUUAAAGGGUUAUUUCAUCUAUGUAAAGUAAUUAUUAUUAUUAUAAUAAAUUUAAUAGAAACAAAAGUAGUACCUAUUGUUUAGUCAUAAUAAUAAUAAUAAAAUUCUUCUUAGAUUGAUAAGAAAAGAUACUUUGGAAGAUUAUCUAAAAUGUCAGAUGAUAGUGAUGAUGAAGAACAAGAAUCUAAACAUUAAGUUUUACAAAGAUAAACAUCAAAAUUACCAUAAAUUACAAUUUUCAAAAGUAAUGAUGACAUUAAAGUAUCCAUUAGCACAAAUUAAUCAUAUAAGCAAUAUUUUAUGAAUUCAGCAUUAUUUGUAUUACAUAAUAAAAGCAUUUUAAGAAAAAGAAUACAAUAAUUGAUAUAGAAUAAAUAUUUUGAAUGGUUGAUGAGUUCAAUAAUAAUAUUGAAUAUCAUACUUUUAGGUUUAGAUCUACCUAUAUAUGAAUAAAAAGAUUUAAUAUAGAAAUUUAAUGUUAUCUUUACAAUAAUUUUUAUAUUUGAAAUUGUAUUAAGAAUGUUAGCUCAUGGAUUUAUUUGGAAUCAUAAUGAACCUAAUAGAGCAUUCAUAUAUAAUAAUUAAAAUAAUUUUGAUUUGGCUAUAUUAAUUGUAAGUUCUAUUAGUGAUCUAAAUCUUUAUAAUAGUGGAUAUUUAAAAGCUUUUCGUGCAUUGCGUACUUUAAGAGUAUUCUCAUCUGCUAGAGUAAUUAUAUAUAAAUGAUAUUUAGAGAGGAUCCUAAAGUGAAGAAUUGAAUUUGAUAUCUAAAUCAUUAUUUCAAACUAUAUCUUUAUUAUCAUCUAUGAUAUUUGUGACUGGUAUCUGUAUUUGGAUUCUCAGUAUCUUUUGUAUGACAAUAUGGAAAGGCAAAUUAUACUUUUGUACAAAUGUAUAAACAUAUGAUGACAUAUAUACAAAAUAAGAUUGUUUAGAUUAAAAUGGAGAAUGGAUUAAUAAUAUAACUAAUUUUGAUACUAUUUAAGAUUCAUUACUUUGUUUGUUUAGAAUCAUUAUUGGUGAAGGAUGGGCAAGUUAAAUGUUUUAUGUAUCAGAUAUUACUGAAAGAGGAAUGCAUCCUAAAAUUAAUUCAUCUGCCAAUUAUUAGAUCUUAUAUUAUAUAUUAUUAUUCCUUUUGAAUAUUAUGUUAUUGAAUCUAUUCACUGGCUUAAUAAUUAAUAAUUAUAGAACUAUUAAAGAAAAUAUAAGUAAUUACAAAUCUCUCAAUGAACAUUAAAGAGAAUGGUUAUAAAUGAUGUAUAUUAUGCAAAAGAAGAAUCUAAUUAGAUUAAUUGAAAAACCAAGAAAUCAAUUCAGAUAAAUAUGUUACUCUAUAGCAACAUAUAAGUAUUUUGAAUUGAUUAUACUUAUUCUACUCUUAUUAAAUUUGAUAUUGUAAAAUGCUAUCAUAUUUUAGUUGUUCUGCCAAUAGUAACACAAUUAAUUAAACUACAAAAUCAGCAUUCUAUGUUCUAGACAUUAUUUUUAUUACACUAUUUCAUAUUGAAGUAUUUAUCAAAUUUUCAGCCUUUUGGUAUUAUUAUUUCAAAGAUUCAUGGAAUAGAUUUGAUAUCUUAUUAUUGAUUUCUACAGAUGCCUUAUUAAUAUUGAAUGAUGAAAUAGAAAUGCCUAAGAUGUAUAUGAUUCCAUUGAUCAUUCGUUGUUUAAGAGUUCUCAACACUUAUAAAAUACUUAAAUUAAAUCGUUAACUCAAAGUUCUUAUUGAUGUCAUAUAAGAAAUUCUACCAACAUUAUUAAGUGUAGUUGCAUUUAUCAUUAUAAUUAUUAUUGUCUAUGCAUUAAUUGGAAUUCAAACAUUAUCUGUAGUUAAAUCAACUUCACAAGAUGCCUAAUAUCCAUUUUAUUAAGAAAUUGGUUAAAGAAAUAAGAAUUUCUAGAAUUUUUGGGAUGCUGUCUUAAUUUUAAUAGAAAUUACUACAGGUUAAUAUUGGCCACUCUAUAUGUCAGAUUAUACUAUAGAUAAAGUUGAUUGUCAUUCCUAGAGUCCAGAAGACAUAUUAAAAGAAGGAGUAUAAGGAUGUAGUACAUUUUUUGGAUAUUUUUAUUUUAUUAGUUUUUUGGUAUUAAUAAGGAUAAUAAUGAUCUCAUUAUUUUUGGCUAUGAUAAUAGAAUCUUAUUAGGAAUGUUUGCUUGAAAAUACUGCAGUCAUAAAUCCUUAUUAAAUAGAAGACUUCUUUUUAAAAUGGUCUGAUUAUGAUCCAAAAGGAACUGGAUGGAUAACUCCUGAAGAUUUUGCAUUUUUAAUGUUUGAGAUGAAUCCACCUCUUGGAUUUAAGGAUGAAAAUGCUUGUUUAUAAUUAUUUGAUUUUAAUUAAAGUAAUAAUAUUGAUUUAAUAUUAGAUCAUAAGAAAUAAUCAGCAUAUAUUUAUAAUCCUAGAACCAAGAUGCACCUUAAAAAGAUUGAUAUCUUUAAAAAACUAAGUGAUUUUUAAGUUUUAAUAUAUUAAAAUGAGAUGAUUCACAUAAAGGAUGUUUGUUUGUAGAUAGCAUAUAAUGCAGUAAAAAAAAAGAAUGCUUUACUUGGGAUUGAAUAAAUUGAAGAUAAAGUAGUAUUGAGAAAGAUUAGAAAAUCAUGGGAAGCUAAGUUUCCUGAUUUAGUUGAUUAGAAAUUCCUUCAUUUUGCAGUAGAUAUAUUUGCUUUUAGUUCUAUAAGUAAUAUAUUAAGAGGAGCAAUUGAAAGAAGAAAAGUGAAGAAGAGAAUAAAAGAAAUGCAAAAACAAAACAAUCUUAGAUAGUUAGAAAUAAAUGAGAAUGCUUAUUUAAAUACAAGGAAUGCUGAUAAUAUACUUCGUCAUAGAAGAAAGAGUUAAAUUAAUUAAAGAGUAUUCCCAUUUGCAUAAUCAUCUUAUCGUAAAAAUAAGUAAAGUCUUGAUGGGAAUGUUUCAAAUAGAAGAGUAGCUCGUAGAACUGAUCUAAUGCAAUAAUAAUAAUAACAAUAAUCAUCUUAAGUAGAAUCUAUUUCACUCUCGACACAUAACUUUUAUAUUGAUCCUUAAGAAACAAAUAAUGGAUUCCCUAUGAAAGUAGUACUAGAAACUUAGAAGAUAGAUUUCCCAAGUGAUAAUUCAUAACGUUCUUUUUUUGGAUAGAUGAAAUUAAGAGGGGAUAUUUCAUAAAGAAUGUCUGAUGAAGAAGGUAAUGAUUGA